CACUCACCCACCUAGCUAGUCAUCACUAGUCACGUUCGUCCACCAGAGACAACAAUGGCCAUGGAGACGUGCUUCAGAGCGUGGGCGCUGCACGCCCCCGCUGGCAGCAAGGACAGGCUCCUCGUCGGCAACCUGGUGCUGCCGUCGAAGCGGGCGCUCGCGCCGCUGUCCGUGGGCCGCGUCGCCACGCGCCGGCCGCGGCACGUCUGCCAGUCCAAGAACGCAGUGGACGAAGUUGUGGUGGCGGACGAGAAGAACUGGGACGGGUUGGUGAUGGCGUGCGAGACGCCGGUGCUGGUGGAGUUCUGGGCGCCGUGGUGCGGGCCGUGCCGGAUGAUCGCGCCGGUGAUCGACGAGCUGGCCAAGGACUACGCCGGCAAGAUCACGUGCUGCAAGGUGAACACGGACGACAGCCCCAACGUGGCGUCUACCUACGGCAUCCGCAGCAUCCCCACCGUGCUCAUCUUCAAGGGCGGCGAGAAGAAGGAGAGCGUCAUCGGCGCCGUCCCGAAGUCCACGCUCACCACCCUCAUCGACAAGUACAUCGGUAGUUCAUGAGCAUGCCAUGCCAUGCCAUGCAUACAUGCAUCGACGACUAAACACAUAUGUGUAUCUCUAGUAGCCUUUGCAUACGGGAUAUGAUCAAUUCAAGCAGCCAGCCGUCUGCUACUGCUGUGUUAUAUAUACCAUACCUCCAUGUCGAAUCCA
Zea mays is the source of this 708-nucleotide messenger RNA. Its product is annotated as thioredoxin M1. The transcript has 2 exons. Gene Ontology annotation, cellular component: cytoplasm. The record is from RefSeq and is marked validated. The coding region runs from base 55 to 558 and encodes 167 amino acids. Lineage: Eukaryota; Viridiplantae; Streptophyta; Magnoliopsida; Poales; Poaceae. Gene Ontology annotation, molecular function: protein-disulfide reductase activity.